AUGUGGAAGCGAGUGGCAUCUUCUUCCUCAGCUCAGCUUCAAGCCCUCGCAUCAGCCUCAUGCAGAUCCUCAUCUCUCAAUCUCACCCGUCGGUUCCUAAUCUCUUCAGCGUCUUCCCCAUCGUCGACGCCGUUGCCGAGAUCCCCGCCUCCCUCCUCCCCCCACGCCACCGGCGCUUCCUCUUCUGCUUUGAAGAAGAAGGUUGAGGAUGUUAUGCCCAUUGCAACGGGUCACGAGCGUGAGGAGCUUGCGGCCGAGCUUGAGGGAAGGAACGUUCUUGAAAUCAAUUAUCCAGUUGGUCCUUUUGGUACCAAGGAAGCACCAGCGAUAAUUAAGUCCUACUAUGACAAAAGAAUAGUUGGAUGCCCUGGUAUUGAGGGAGGAGAAGAUGAGCAUGAUGUUGUGUGGUUUUGGCUGGAGAAAGGAAAGCCACAUGAAUGCCCUGUCUGUACUCAAUAUUUUAAGUUGGAAGUGGUUGGCCCAGGAGGUCCUCCAGAUGGUCAUCAUUGA
Prunus armeniaca (apricot) is the source of this 510-nucleotide messenger RNA. The record is from the annotation of a GenBank genome assembly. NCBI's taxonomy places the organism in Eukaryota, Viridiplantae, Streptophyta, Magnoliopsida, Rosales, Rosaceae.